AACGUUCUUGCUCAAUAUUUUCAUACACUUUACAAUAAAGUCGCCAUGAGGAUAUCUACAUUAACUAUUUUGUCCAUUUUCACAGUCAACAAUUGUGUCAAUACAUUGCGGACAUGCGAUCCAAGGAUACUUAGAACAAAUACAAUCGUGGGAACAGAAGGUAUUCAUACACAACAGCGUUUUCAAAAGCUUUGCGUUAAAAAGGAUAUGGCAAAAGAUCUGACGCAAGCUGUGGUUACUCUCCAUAAACUGAAAAUUGAUAUAAAUUAUUUAAAAGGUUACAUACCCGAGAUACGAAAAUUUAGAAAGAUGUUAAACAGGUGUAUUACUAGAAUACCUAUAACAACGACUACCACCACUACAACCACAACAACCACUACAACACGACCAACAACUACUACAACUACUACAACUACUACAACACGACCAACAACAACAACAACUACUACUACACGACCAACAACAACUACUACUACCACAACUCGACCGACGACAACAACAACUACAACAACUCGACCAACAACAACUACUACCACAACGCGUCCCACAACACGAAAAACAACAACUACAACACGACCCACAACACGGAAAACAACUACUACCACAACGCGUCCCACAACACGAAAAACAACAACUACAACACGACCCACAACACGAAAAAUAACUACUACCACAACGCGUCCCACAACACGAAAAACAACUACUACCACAACGCGUCCCACAACAGUCACAACACGUAAAACAACAACUACAACACGACCCACAACACGAAAAUCAACAACUACUACUACAACACGACCAAAAACUACUACAACGACACGUCCGACAACUCGAAAAACAACAACGACUACCACGACACGAUCAACAACAACAAAAACUACAACACGACCCACAACACGAAAAACUACAACUACUACUACGACACGACCGACAACUACUACAACGACAAGGCCCACAACUCGAAAAACAACUACUACUACAACACGACCAGCAACUACGUCUACAACACGACCAACGACUAAAACAACAACCACAACACGACCAACAACCACGAAACGGCCGACAACAACAACCACAAAACAACAUUCAACUACCACUCCUAGGACUACGACAUUUUCAACGGAACAACCAAUAACAACUACUGACCGAAGUCGUAGAACAAAACCAACGACACGUGAUCCUAUAUGGGGUGAAUAUUAUUAA
Molecule: messenger RNA, 1203 nt
Organism: Cydia amplana
Lineage: Eukaryota; Metazoa; Arthropoda; Insecta; Lepidoptera; Tortricidae
Product: salivary glue protein Sgs-3-like
Exons: 3
Coding region: 46-1203 (385 amino acids)
Source: RefSeq, a predicted model, not a curated record